UAAUGGGUCUAGCUUCAUGCAGUUUAUGACUUUAUUCCCUUUCAAUCUUUAGGUUUUCCAAAGAGUUCUCAAAGCGUAUGCUACAAAGCUCUUUGCUAGACUCCCAAAGGGGGGAACUGGAAUUGUUGCAGCAGCCACAGGCAUGGAUGGACAAAUAAAGACAUCUGAUAGGGACGAAAGAGUGAUUUGUUACAUUGUAAAUUCAGCAGAAUAUUGCCACAAAACGGCUGGUGAACUGGCUGAAAGCGUGUCUAAAAUAAUUGACCCUCAAUAUGCAGAAGGGGUGGAUAUGUCUGAAGUGCAGGAUGAGUUCUCAGCCGUUAUAACAAAAUCAUUGGUGACCUUGGUGCAUGGUCUGGAAACUAAAUUUGACAUUGAAAUGGCUGCAAUGACCCGAGUGCCUUGGGGUACCCUUGAGAGUGUUGGUGAUCAAUCAGAGUAUGUUAAUGCUAUAAAUUCGAUCUUAACCACUAGCAUUCCUGCACUUGGAAGUCUUCUUUCACCCAUCUACUUUCAGUUCUUCCUGGACAAGCUUGCAUCAUCUCUUGGUCCACGCUUUUAUUCUAACAUUUUCAAGUGCAAACAAAUAUCAGAAACUGGAGCUCAACAGAUGCUAUUGGAUACCCAAGCUGUUAAGACGAUUCUUCUUGAAGUUCCUUCCCUUGGUAGACAGACAUCAGGUGCUGCUAGUUAUUCCAAGUUUGUGAGCCGCGAGAUGAGCAAAGCUGAGGCCCUUUUGAAGGUUAUACUUUCUCCAGUUGAUUCUGUAGCAGAUACUUAUCGUGCAUUGCUACCUGAGGGUACACCCAUGGAAUUCCAACGCAUCCUGGAGCUUAAGGGUCUGAAAAAAGCUGAUCAACAAAGCAUUCUUGAUGACUUCAACAAACUUGGGCCUGGAAUUAAGCAAACUCAGGUUGCACCUACAAUUGUUCCAGCUGCUCCUCCAGUAGCUCCUGUAGUACCUAGCCCCUCUGCGGUUGGACUCAUAGCAUCGAGAGAGGAUGUUCUAACUAGAGCUGCUGCACUUGGACGAGGAGCUGCCACCACUGGGUUCAAGCGGUUCCUAGCUCUAACAGAAGCUGCCAAAGACCGGAAAGAUGGUCCUUUCAGAAAGCUCUUUAAUCCAUGAUCAAGAGAGUGCUACAACCCCAAUUUUUUGGCCGGUACCCUAAGCCUUUAGUGUUUUUUUUCUUCUCUUUCAUUCUUUAUGUAAGUUUAAUAUCAUGUUCAUCUCAUUUCACUUGAACAACUGAAAGCUGAUAAUAAAGAGAUCUGUCUACAAAUUUGUAUCA
Molecule: messenger RNA, 1292 nt
Organism: Vigna umbellata (rice bean)
Lineage: Eukaryota; Viridiplantae; Streptophyta; Magnoliopsida; Fabales; Fabaceae
Product: vacuolar protein sorting-associated protein 53 A-like
Biological process (GO): retrograde transport, endosome to Golgi
Cellular component (GO): GARP complex
Source: RefSeq, a predicted model, not a curated record